This is a messenger RNA of Hansenula ciferrii, 1035 nucleotides long. RefSeq lists its product as uncharacterized. The transcript has a single exon. The record is from RefSeq and is a predicted model, not a curated record. Lineage: Eukaryota; Fungi; Ascomycota; Saccharomycetes; Phaffomycetales; Wickerhamomycetaceae. The coding region runs from base 1 to 1035 and encodes 344 amino acids.
AUGAUGGACAGGCACAGUAAGAAGGAGGCCAAAAGUGUUGCUGAACCCAUCACUCCCGUUACACAGUCAAUAGCUGCUUUCCCCAGUACAGCAAAUACUUUCCAUAAUGGGUUUUAUUCCGGUAAUGGCGGUGGUAAUAUUGGAACAAAUGCAACAAGAAGACCAUCUUCCACUACAUGUUCUUCAAGUUCAUCUUUAUAUGAAACUACAUAUGAUCAAUUCCAUGGAAGUCUGAAUCAUGAACAAUUUGAUGCUAAUAGUACCCCUAUGAUUGGUGGUUAUGAUUCAUCUGAUAGUGAUAGUGAUACAGAUAAUGAUUUAGAUUUAGAGAUUGCAAAUACUAGGUUAUCAAAUAGGAAAUCACAAGAAUUAUUUAGACAUGAUUGGGAUGAUUUACAUACAGGUCAAAUGAGUUCACCAACUUAUCAAAAACAAAUUAAUAAAGGACCAAAUUCUGAUUAUUUUUCACCAAAGGAAAAUACACCAAUUUUUAAAAGACUUAUAAGUAAAAAUUCAUUAAAACCUCAAUUAAAAUCUUUCAAGAGAAUAACAGCUGAAUUACAUCAUGAAUCUGUCCCACUUGAGAAUGAAAUUAAUCAUGAAAAAUUAAUAUUAUUAAAUUUACAAGAUGAAGAACAUUUUUUAAAUAAAAAUCGUUUUAAUAAGAAUGAAAAAACUAUUGAUGAUUUUAAUCAUAGUUAUAAAAAAUUUGAUAUUAUUAAAAAAGCUAAUCAAAAUUGGAGUAUGAAAAAGAAUGGGUUCUUGAAAAACUCAUCAUUAUUAAAAGAUGAUGUAUCAAAUACAAGUGAUUCUACAGAAGAUACCAGUAUUGAUACAUCAACUCAUCAUCACAACAACAACAACACACAUAACCCACAUAUAACUAGGAAACGUUCUUUUGAUAAUGAAUCCAUAUCGAAAUCCAAGAGACGUGCAGUUUCUACAUCACCUAUAAAUGCUGGAUUUCUUAAAAGAGGUAAUUUUAAACUGAUUUCAAAUACUUCAAAAGACUUGGAAAACAUGUCUUUGAAAUGA